Rhinopithecus roxellana (golden snub-nosed monkey) is the source of this 804-nucleotide messenger RNA. RefSeq names its product coiled-coil-helix-coiled-coil-helix domain-containing protein 2-like. The transcript is spliced from 5 exons. Gene Ontology annotation, cellular component: nucleus; mitochondrion. NCBI's taxonomy places the organism in Eukaryota, Metazoa, Chordata, Mammalia, Primates, Cercopithecidae. Gene Ontology annotation, molecular function: sequence-specific DNA binding. The coding region runs from base 1 to 804 and encodes 267 amino acids. The record is from RefSeq and is a predicted model, not a curated record. Gene Ontology annotation, biological process: positive regulation of transcription by RNA polymerase II; mitochondrion organization.
AUGGAGCUGGAUAUUCUGCCCAAUAACAAUGAAGAAGUAAAAGUGAUCGAUUCUGCCUGGAAGGCAGAAGAAAUGAUCAAUGUUUCCGACAUCCUUAAUUCAAGGCCCCAGGGGAUGAUAAAAGAUGAUAUGGGGGGAAAUUCUAAAUUGCCUCUUAAAGUGUGUUUGGGGCUUCAGGUGCACUGGAAGGUCUUCCCUGGAGCAAGGAGCAAGGAGCAAGGAGCAGGGAUAGAGCCCAUGGGCAGGGUUACUUUGGAUAAGCUGAAGAGUCAAAGUAAUAUGGCCAGAACUUGGCAACUCUUCGGAUAUGAGGAGCUGACAAUGAGAAAAGAGUCGAUGCUAGGAUGCCAUUGUGGAAGCCGAAGCCGCACCUCCUGCAGGGCUCCUCCCACCAGCCGGGCACCUCAGAUGAGAGCUACACCCAGGCCAGCACCAGCAGCUCAGCCGCCAGCAGUGGCACCCCCAUCUACAGUUGGCUCUCCUGCUGCUGCGCCCCGGCAGCCAAGUCUGAUGACCCAAGUGGCAACCACUGCAGCUGGCAUAGCUGUAGGCUGUGCUGUGGGGCACACACUGAGUUAUGUCGUUACUGGGAGCUACAGUGGAGGAAGUAAUGGUGAGCCUGCAAAACCUGACAUCACUUACCAGCAGCCUCAAGGAACCCAGCCAGCACAGCAGCAGCAGCCUUUUUUCCAUGAGAUCAAACAGUUUUUGGAGUGUGCCCAGAACCAAGAUGACAUCAACAAGCUCUGUGGGGCUUUCAAUGAAGUUCUCAAACAGUGCAGACUUGCAAACAGAUUGGCCUAA